AUGUCCUGGCAAGCCUAUGUUGACAGCAGCCUUGUUGGCUCUGGCAACAUCGACAAGGCCGCUAUCUUCGAUGACCAAGGCACUAGCCCCUGGGCCACGUCUGCUGGGUUCCAGGUGAACCCGGAGGAGAUGAAAUUCAUAGUAGCCUCGUUCAAGCCGACCAAGCCCGGCGACAUAAAGGAAAUACAGAGCAAGGGCUUCCACCUCGGUGGAGACAAGUAUGUCACCUUGAAGUCGGAUGACAGCAGAGUCUACGGAAAACUUGGAAAGACUGGGGUCAUCAUCGUGAAGACCAAGAAGGCCCUGCUCAUUGCACACUACCCGGAAAAUGUCCAACCAGGUGCCGCUACUAACACCGUGGAAGCCCUGGCAGAGUACCUCAUCGGCGUGGGCUACUAG
Molecule: messenger RNA, 399 nt
Organism: Arthroderma uncinatum
Lineage: Eukaryota; Fungi; Ascomycota; Eurotiomycetes; Onygenales; Arthrodermataceae
Product: profilin-A
Exons: 5
Coding region: 1-399 (132 amino acids)
Cellular component (GO): cell cortex
Molecular function (GO): actin monomer binding
Source: RefSeq, a predicted model, not a curated record